Messenger RNA from Dentiscutata heterogama, 321 nucleotides. NCBI's taxonomy places the organism in Eukaryota, Fungi, Glomeromycota, Glomeromycetes, Diversisporales, Gigasporaceae. The record is from the annotation of a GenBank genome assembly.
UCUAUGAAUCCGUCGCGGUUAAUAUCAAUAAAGAUCUCGUAAUUCAUUCUGUGAAACCGAUUGAAAAUAAAACAUGGGAAAAUUGGAAUGGAGAAAUUCAUAUUUCGCCAAAUGCCAUUUUUGAACCAUCUACACUUGAAGACCUUAUAGACAUAGUAAAAUUAGCAAAGAUAAAUAAUAAAACAAUUCGAUGUGCUGCUCAAGGACAUACUGAAAGUUCUCUGUCGGUCACAGAGCACUAUCUAGUAGUAGUCACAAAUUUAAAUAAGAUCAAAGUGCAAAAACAUCCAAAAUAUGGCUGGACUGUUACUGCUGAAGCUG